AUGUCAAAAAAAGCAUUUGAUGAUGUUACUACAACCAUUCCAAUAACUGGUUCUUCAACAUUAACUAAUACUAAAUCAGCAACCGCAACCGGAUCCGUAUCAAAACAUCAAACCGAAACUGACUCAUCAGUACCUGUUUAUACUUCCGGUUCAAAAUGGAGAAAUUUUGUUGAUUCUUUUAAACCAGCUACUGAAACAGAACAAUUCACUUCUAUUAUUCGUGAUGAUUCAGAAGCAAAUUGGGAUGAUCAAGAUGAUGAAAAAUUAACAGAAAUGCAAAAAAUUAAUCUUAAUAGUUCAAAAUCUAAACUACAAAGAAAACUUAAAAAUAGACAUUUACAAAUGAUUGCUAUUGCUAGUUCAAUUGGUAGUGGGUUAUUAAUUGGUACUGGUGGUGCAUUAGCUACUGGUGGACCAGGUGGGGUUUUAAUUGCUUGGAUUUUAAGUGGUAUUUCAAUUUUAUGUACUAUUCAAGCAAUGGCGGAAUUAUCUGUUACUUUCCCUGUUGUUGGUGGGUUUAAUCAACAUUUUAGUCGUUUUAUUGAUCCAAGUGUUUCAUUUGCUGUGGCUUGGAAUUAUGUUUUACAAUAUUUGGUAUUACUUCCUUUGGAAUUAGUUGCUGCUUCAAUGACUAUACAAUAUUGGAAUACCACUGUUAAUCCGGAUGUUUGGGUUAUUAUAUUUUAUGUUGCUGUUAUAUCAGUUAAUAUGUUUGGUGUUAGAAUGUAUGGAGAAGUUGAAUUUGUUCUUAGUUCUUUGAAAGUUAUUGCCGUUAUUGGUUUUAUUAUUCUUUCCCUUGUUUUAGCUGCUGGUGGUGCUCCAAAUGGAGUUCAUCAUGGUACCAAAUUUUGGCAUGAUCCAGGUGCUUUUGCAAAUGGAUUUAAAGGUACAGCUAGUACUUUUAUUACCGCUGCUUUUUCUUUUGCCGGUACUGAAUUGACUGGGUUAACUGCUGCUGAAGCUGAAAAUCCAAGAAAAUCUCUUCCAAAAGCAUGUAAACAAGUCUUUUGGAGAAUUUUAUUAUUUUACAUUGUUAGUAUUAUUUUAAUUACAUUUUUGGUUCCUUAUGAUAAUCCAAGAUUAUUGGGUAGUUCUGAUAUUUCAGCAAGUCCUUUUGUUAUUGCUAUUCAAGAAGGUGGAAUUAGUGGAUUACCAUCAGUUAUGAAUGCCGUUAUUUUAAUAUCUGUUAUUUCAGUUGGUUCAUCUUCAGUUUAUGCAACUUCACGUACUUUGGUUUCACUUGCUGAACAAAAUUUGGCACCAAAAAUUUUUGCAUUUGUUGAUCGUGGAGGUCGUCCAAUGGUUGCUAUUUUACUUACUAAUGUAUUUGGAUUAUUAAGUUUUAUAGCGGCUAGUGGUAAACAAGAAGAAGUUUUCACUUGGUUAUUAUCUAUUUCUGGGUUAUCUAGUAUUUUCACCUGGUUAGCAAUUUGUGUUUCUCAUCUCAGAUUUAGAAGAGCAAUGACUGUACAAGGAAGAUCAAUUAGCGAAUUGGCCUUUGUAUCUCAAACUGGUAUAAUCGGAUCAUGGUUUGGUGUAAUUUUGAAUAUUUUAGUUUUAAUUGCAGAAUUUUGGUUAUCUCUUUUCCCAUUAGGUGAUAAACCAAAUGCUAAAGGAUUUUUUGAAUCUUAUUUAGGUUUUGUUAUUUUAAUUGUCUGGUAUAUUGGUCAUAAAAUCUGGAGACGUAAUUGGAUUUUAUUCCAUAGAGCUAAAGAUAUUGAUAUUGAUAGUGGUAGAAAAGAAAGUGAUAUUGAAGCAUUGAAAAGAGAAUUAGAAGAAGAAAGGUUUAUUAUGAGCACCAAACCUUGGUGGUAUAGAACUUAUAAUACUUGGUGUUAG
This is a messenger RNA of Candida tropicalis MYA-3404, 1839 nucleotides long. RefSeq names its product Gap5p (gene GAP5). The record is from RefSeq and is a predicted model, not a curated record. The coding region runs from base 1 to 1839 and encodes 612 amino acids. Gene Ontology annotation, cellular component: membrane. NCBI's taxonomy places the organism in Eukaryota, Fungi, Ascomycota, Pichiomycetes, Serinales, Debaryomycetaceae. The transcript has a single exon. Gene Ontology annotation, biological process: amino acid transmembrane transport. Gene Ontology annotation, molecular function: amino acid transmembrane transporter activity.